AUGUCAGAUAAGAAAGAGGAGCCCACCACCCAUAGCCAAAGCAACAUAUUCGAUGAGUCCGUGUUUCAAAACCAGUCUUGUCGACAUGCACCCAAACUAGACAGGUCGAUUUCUCCUCAACAGGUUACAAAGGACAACUCGCCAGAGGCCGCUGUUCAAGGCCAUGUUGAAGAACGGCCACGAAUGUUGAAGUCUCCGUUGCAAGAUCCACCCCAGGUUACGACUCCACAGCUCGAUGUGCAAGACACGUCGCAGCACGAACUUGAACGGCCAAAACCGUUCACGAUACAAAAGGCCCCCGAGAGCUCCAACGAGUCGAUUGCACAACCAAAGAAAUCGACGUCACCGCCUCCGGCGACAACCUAUGACCACAUCGAAGAGCAUAUCGACCUACGGUUGGCCUCGCUGAACAACCCCACCAUUGUCAUGGAGUUGGACUUGGACGGAAACAUCCGCUACCUCUCCCAGAACUGGGAAUACAUUGUGGGGACAAGCAUCGCCAAAAUCGUAAAUGGGCCGAUAUCGAAGAUCAUCAUCGGCAACAGCGACGAAGAUUUCAAAGUGUUCAACCAGGCCAUCGACUCAAUGGUGGCGGACGACGCGAGCUACAAAGUCAGCUUUUUGACUGCGACAAACCACACCCGGUACGGUCCGCAAGGCGAUGAAGUGUUGGGAGAUAUCCAAGACGUUGUCGCGACCGAGAAUGGCAAGAACAAACCGGCCGAGGAUGUUGAGGAAGCCUUUUCCCCCGUCGAGGACUACAUCCCCACGCCCGAAAAAAUCGAGCCUAGAACAAGGGGCAGGCACCAAGACCAAGUCUCUAGCCCCGUGUCGUCGACCUUGUCCAACGACGGCGAGUUUAUCGAAUUGGAGGCCCAGGGCAUCCUUAUCCACGACGCCAAGACAAAAGUACCUACCCACUCGAUGUGGACCAUGCGCCCGCGUGUGCAGAUUGACUUGGACCUCACCAUGCCCAGCGCCUUGAUUGACUUGCUUGGCUUUGGCUCGGAAAUCUUUGAAGGAUACUUGAUGAAUUUGAAAAACACGGGCAUCACCGAGGAGGAAAACGUGCCCCAGCCAAUCACGGUGCUCUGCAGGAUAUGCGAGCGCUUCUUCCCCGCGUGGUUUAUCGAAAAGCAUUCCGAUUUGUGCAUCAUUGAACACCGACAAGACGAAAACCUUACUCAGUGCCAGGAUGCAAUCUUGGAGCAGCGCGACUUGAUUGCGAAAAUCAGCGAGAGCUUGGCUCUCCAGACGCUGUCUUUUCAGCUGCAACUGGCUCUGCAACUGCCUUUGCCCAGCUCUCCGCUGUCACAGCUGCCUGCACCGGGCCACGCCCUGUCGUCGUCAUCACCGCAUUCAUCUUUCUCUCCAAGCUCGUCGGACGAUGAAAACAGUUCCAGCAGCGGCGCCCCCAGCAUCAUCGCCGAGUACAAGGGGAUCCCGCUACCUCAGGUGUCAGAGACAUCUUCGCCUCGGUUGGCGAACAAGGUGUUGACCAAGAACUUCAAGGCGAGAAACAAGAGCUUGGUCUAUUCCAAGAAAUUCCCAUUUGGCACCUUGCAGAGACUAAGAGAGCUUUGUGAUGAUGCGCUCUCGAUCAACCCGCCUUCAAAUAGAAAGAAAUCCAACAAUGCAGACGGUGAAGAAGAAAAUGAAAAUGAUGAUGAUGGCUCGGAUAAAUCCCACUUGAUUGCAUUUUCGCCCAACUCGGAAAAGUACUUGAGCAUCGUGAUGAACCCUGCAAAUAUCGACUCGUCUGAUCUCGCAAUCAAGCAGUUGAUUGAAGAUACAAAGUCGUUUAUCAAUGACAAGUUGGAAACGUUGUCGAGGUUGGUGUCCGUGUUGCAGUAUCUGGAAAAGAUCAAGAAAGAAGUUGACGAGCUUGUGUUGGAAACAGUCCGCGAUACCGUGGAGAAGAUUCGAGACCAGACUGCCAUCAAGUUGUCUAGAAGCUGUACCCCUAUUGAUUUCCAAGAAAGAGUAGCGUCGCCACCUAUCCAGGGCACCACGGGCACCACGGGCAACGCGGGCAACGCGGGCAAUGCGGGCAAUGCGGGCCUCAUGGCGCCCAUGGGAGCACCGCUUCAGCAAAACUUGCGUUCUAGAUCGCCGUCGCUUUCCUUGCAGCAGCUUCAGACACCACCCCUCAUGGUUGCCCCCAAGCCGUCGCGAAGCAAAAGCCCCAUUGACUUUUUCUCCGAAACUGCGCUGGAAAGCGUCAUCACUCCGCAGGACCUAUUGCUAAAGGACACCAAGGAGUACAGCGCGUCGCCGUCGUUACUGUCCGGUCACAACAAGUCACGAGUGAGCUCGAAGGAAGGGCAUCCUUCGAGUAAAAACAACUCGCGCGAAAUGCUCGAAACCAUCCAAAAUCUUGAAGGGUUGAGGAGAUCCGCGGAACACAACACCAAUUUCUCCUCUCCCAAACGCCAAGUAUCACCGGCCUCGAUAGUUCCCGAAAAGUCCCACCUCACGUCGUUGCACAGAAACAACGCCGCCAAACCGUCGCCCAUGUCUUCACCCAUGGUUGAAUCCAUCACUUGCGGCACCGGCAGCUUGAGCGACAAGAGAAUCACCAAAUUGUCCUUGGACACGGGCAGCACCGGUGGCCCGCAUAGUCGCACGCAAUCGCAGACUUCGGCCACUUCGAGCCAAAAGAGCAGCAUUAACCGACCUCCGCUCUCGCCCUUGCUUGUCUCUACUCAACAGCCACCUCCAAAAACCUCGGGCAUCAAGGACUACGACGUGAUCAAACCAAUUAGUAAAGGUGCGUUUGGCUCGGUAUUUCUAGCCAAGCGGAAACUCACGGGAGACUAUGUCGCCAUCAAGUGUCUUCGGAAAAGAGAUAUGAUUGCCAAGAACCAAGUACUCAAUGUCAAAUCUGAACGCGCGGUAAUGAUGAGACAAUCGGAUUCGCCCUACGUGGCGCAGUUGUACAGCAGCUUCCAAUCAAAGGACUUUCUAUACUUGGUGAUGGAGUAUUUGAAUGGAGGAGACUGCGGCAACUUGAUAAAGACCUUGGGUGUGGUGGGGCUAGACUGGUCCCCGCGCUACAUAGCUGAGAUCAUUGUCGGCGUUCACGACUUGCAUAGCCGGGGCAUCAUCCAUCGAGAUUUGAAACCUGAUAAUAUCCUCAUUGAUCAACGAGGGCAUUUGAAGUUGACGGACUUUGGACUUUCGCGGCUCGGGGUGGUGGGAAGACAGGCGCAGCAUAGGAAAAGCUCGAUCAAUGAGCAGAGCAUUGAGUUAUUUAGAAGCAUGUUUGGCAGUGGAAGUGGAAGUGUUUCGGGUGGUGCUGGAGCAGGCGCAGGCGCAGGCGAUGAUCUGCCAGUGCCAACACACGUGCCGCAGAAAAGACACAGUUCUGGAACGCCCUUCACCUUGUCGCCUACGUUGGAACAUGUCAAAAUGAACCAGCAGCAUCAUCACCAUUCGGGCUCCAUGACGCCUACAAUGUCGCCGACCUUGUCUCAAUUGGAAAGCUUAAGUCAACCAACACCGAGCAACAAACAUAGAACGAGCAUGCGAUCAAACUCGGGCCUGGACUCGCCGUUGCUCCAACCGAUAAUCCCGAGAACUGCCUCGGAGUCGUCGUUUGCCAUUGCUGACGACGAAAGUUCGAGCAAUUCAGUGACAAACUAUGUCUUGUACGAUCCGAAAUUGGAGCAUGGCGGUGUGGGAAGCAAUAACGAGAUCAAGAAAUUCGUGGGCACCCCUGAUUAUCUUGCUCCAGAGACCAUUCAAGGUGUGGGGCAAAGUGAAGCUUCCGAUUGGUGGUCGAUUGGAUGCAUCUUGUUUGAGUUUCUUUACGGCUACCCUCCGUUCCAUGCCGACACGCCGCAACAAGUGUUUGACAACAUCUUGCUGGGAGAAAUCGAAUGGCCAGAGCUCCCUCCAGAGGAAGAUUUAAAGUUUUGUACUCCCGACGGCAAGGAUUUGAUCAAACGGUUAUUGACGUUGGACCCGGAAAAGAGGCUAGGGUCAAAAGGUGCCGAUGAGAUUAAAAACCAUGCAUUUUUCAAACAUUUGAAUUGGGAUACGCUUUUCGAAGAGCCAGCGCCAUUUGUCCCCAGUCUGGAUGAUCCCGAGCUGACCGAAUACUUUGACUUGCGUGGAGCUGCACUUGCGCAGUUCCCCAAAGAGGAUUCCUCAUCGGAUGAAGAUAAAGCCACCGACACAAACCAGAGCAGGAGAGAGUCCAUUAACUCGUUGCAACUUCCACCAAGCACCCACUCCUCGGGUUCAAAGAAAGAGCGACGAUCGAGCAAAUUGAGCGAGCCCAGCGGCGAGUUUGGCCUGUUCCAUUUCAGGAACCUCGCUGUGUUGGAGAAGCAAAACAAGGACGUGAUUAAUCGACUCAAGAGCGAACACUUGGAGCACAGGAAUAGUUUUUCGUCGUCGUCGCUGGAGGGCACCCCCAUUCUCCGCUCGAGAGGCUUUUCAUUCAACCUUGGGCCCAACAACAAUACUAAUAAUAGUAAUAAUCCCGGUAGUGCAUCAAUGAACUUGAGCCCUUUCAAGAGGCCCAUCUCGCCAUCGGCUGCAUUGGGAUCACCAGCAAACCCCAAUUACAGAUCAUCCUCACCGCAUAAAAACCUAGACCCUCAAACAACGAGUAGCACUAGUACUACCACCAGUACUACCACUACUACUCCCUUGGCUCCGCAUCCACCGAGACACGAACGAAUACCAUCUACAGUAAGCACCUAUUCGCUGGGCGACGAAAUCAACCAAGACUCGCCUAACGCGUCAACGCCAAUGUACCACCAACGCUCAGCUAGCUCCCCCUACAUCCAAACCCUAAGCAAGCCCGUGAGCUUCUCGUCUUCGCAUGGCUCCAACCCAGCCUCAUUCAAUUUCUCCUACUCCAACCCCAACACCGCCGGCAUCUCGAGCCUGUCGCACUUCCGCGACUUUUCCUCGCCCAACUCGUCCGACUCAGAAGAAGCCAACCGAUCGAGCGCGCUCCUUCGCGUGCAGCGCCGCCGCGAGAGCUCACGCAUGUCGGACCCCGCCAUCUCCUCGAUCCACCGCGAGAUCGACGUGCUCUACUGCGAGCCCAUCCCGCUAGUGCGCCACCAGAUCGUCAAGAUGUUGGAAAAAGCCAACUGCAUCAUUGUCUCCGUCUCGGAUGGGGAAGAGUUGAUCAAGCGCGCCACGAGCCAAGUCAAGUUCGACUUGAUUUUGACGGCGCUUCGAUUGGCAAAAGUCGACGCUGUUGACGCUGUCAAGUUGAUCAAGUAUACCACGGGCAAGAACUCGGAUACACCCGUGGUGGCGGUGACGGGCCACCCUGAGGAGGCGCGGCUGAUGCAGUGCUUUGACUAUGUGAUUGAGAAACCGGCCACGCUUGAGCUGAUCAAGUUGUGCGUGGACAAGUUCACCGAAGAUGUUAUCUUUGAUUGA
Molecule: messenger RNA, 5409 nt
Organism: Lodderomyces beijingensis
Lineage: Eukaryota; Fungi; Ascomycota; Pichiomycetes; Serinales; Debaryomycetaceae
Source: the annotation of a GenBank genome assembly